Messenger RNA from Achroia grisella, 2744 nucleotides. RefSeq names its product dual specificity mitogen-activated protein kinase kinase hemipterous-like (gene hep). The coding region runs from base 102 to 2228 and encodes 708 amino acids. NCBI's taxonomy places the organism in Eukaryota, Metazoa, Arthropoda, Insecta, Lepidoptera, Pyralidae. Gene Ontology annotation, molecular function: protein kinase activity; ATP binding. Gene Ontology annotation, biological process: protein phosphorylation. The record is from RefSeq and is a predicted model, not a curated record. The transcript is spliced from 16 exons.
GAUUGCUAUGCUAUUCUUUUUCAUAUUUUUUUGUUUAAUUUGGGUGUUUAUUUUGUAACAAAUAUUAAAUGAAUUCUUGACUUUAUAAAAAUAAUAACACAAUGUCGAAAAGUACGAUUGACGGAAAAAUAAGGGUAUUGCAACAACGCCUUGAUAAUGAAAAGCGUAUAUGUGAGAGUGGCUACGGACAAGCUGGAAUUGCAGGAUCCAGAAAUGGAAACAACCGAAGACCAAGGCCUCCUACUACAUUCGCAUUUAAACGAGAUAUGCUUGUGUUCCCUCCGCAGUCACCACAAGCCACAGAAACAGAACACAGAAUGAGAGAAGUUUAUAAGGUCAGUGGGAAACUGAACGUAGAUAGCCAGGAGUAUCGCUCAAAUGUGAACGACUUACAUCUAUUGGGAGAUCUCGGUAGUGGCACCUGCGGUCAUGUUGUCAAGAUGCUGCACAAGCCAUCCGGCGCUGUCAUCGCUGUCAAACAAAUGCGCCGGUCAGGCAACUCUGAGGACACGAAACGCAUUUUGAUGGACCUGGACGUGGUGGUGCGCUCCCACGACUGUCCGUACAUAGUGCGGUGUCUUGGUUGCUUCGUGACCGACUCGGACGUGUGGAUAUGCAUGGAACUGAUGGAGACGUGCUUCGACAAAUUGCUCAAGCGGCUCGCCGCACCCAUACCAGAGGCUAUAUUAGGAAAAGUUACAGUGGCGACUGUGAACGCGUUGUCGUACCUGAAAGAUACACACGGUGUGAUCCACCGGGACGUGAAGCCGAGUAAUAUUUUACUGGACGCGCGCGGGAACGUAAAGCUCUGCGACUUCGGCAUCAGCGGCCGUCUCGUCGAUUCCAAGGCCAAGACGAGGAGUGCUGGCUGUGCUGCAUAUUUGGCUCCAGAACGAAUAGACCCGCCGGACCCGUCGCGGCCAGACUACGACAUCCGAGCGGACGUCUGGUCGUUGGGUAUAUCGCUCGUCGAGUUAGCCACCGGAGUGUUCCCGUAUAGAAAUUGCCAGAAUGACUUCGAAGUUCUCUCAAAAGUGAUUACGGACGACCCACCACAGUUACCUGAUGAUAGUGAUUUCACACCGGAAUUCAAAUCAUUCGUCUCACAAUGCCUCACGAAAAACUACAGGUAUCGACCUAAAUACGCAAAGUUACUGGAGCACCCGUUCGUGGUGAAGUCCGCCAAGAGCACUGUGUCGGUGGAGUCGUGGUACGCGUCACUGUCGGCGGCGGAAGCGGGGCCCCCCUCGCCGCCCGCGCCCCCCACGCCGCUCCGCGCCGCCCCCGCCUCCGCCUCCGCCCCCGCCUCCGCCCCCGCCCCCGCACCACUUAACGGCCUGGAUCCGCAGCCGCCCACUACACCGCAGCCCGUUCGCAACUUCGUCACCACUUCGCAAUACUGGCCUCCUGAACAGAUCACACCCACACCACAAAGGGCGCGGUGGGGCGUGGCGGGGAUGGCGGCGGGGGCGGGGCCGGGCGCGGGGGGCGCGGGGGGCUCGCAGCCCACCAGCCUCGAGGACUACAGCGGAUACUCGCCCUAUGCGCGUCGCAGGACCAUAGAGACGAGUGCGUCGCCGCCGCCGCCGCCCGUGCGCCGCCCGUCCGCCGACAGUCGCUGGCGGCCCGCGGCCUCCGCCACAUCCCUCACAUCCGCCUCGCCUGCCAGUUCUGGCAACACAAGUCCCAUAGUGUUACAACGGUUUUACCACCAAAGUCAACAGAGGCGGUCUAGAGUGGACUUGCACUCCACACCUAGGCACAGAAGUUUAAGCAGAGAACACAGUACGGGCAGGUCGCCGGAGCCCCCACCGCGGACCAGUAGGCAACACCCCAUGUUAGGACAUGAAGCAAAUGGCGAUGAUCCACCACCACUGCACGAUCGGCUGCAUCCGCCCUCACCACUACUGCUCAAUGAUAGGUUAUCAGAGGGUCGCAGUCAAAGCCUGACACGUGCGGAGAUACGCAAUGGGUUCCGUACGGACGUGGCGCCGCUUCCACCCAGCAAACUUCACCACGACGAUCACGGCUGGCUGCACUCGCUCGCGGGGCUGCUCAAGCGGCGGCUCAGCGGGUAUGUCAACUGGUCUCACGUUGCAGCCAGGCGGGACCCGCUCCACCACCCGCAUCACUUGCAGCACAGGUGGGGCCACAGUAACAGUGAGACGCGCAGCGUGCCCGCGUCUCCGCUGCCGCCGCGCGCACCGCCGCCGCGCCCGCACCACUAGCGCUGCCCCCGCGCCCCGCCCGCCUCGUGCGCGCCUCGCCCGUCACACUCGCCAUACUCACCAAACCCGCCACACCAAGUUCUGGCGGUAGCAUUAUGAAAACAUCGCAUCCGACAUUACGGUUCGAUCUUCGAAUGUACUCCGCCUGUAUAAUAUAUUUAUCUGAUGUGUGUGCGGUGGAUAUUGCAUAAAAUACUCCGCAUUUGCCCAGUCUCAAACGACUUGUCGGGUACAGUAAAAACGGACUCUUUAUUAAAAAAUAGACUGUACGUAUAUUCACAUUUAAGGCUGACUAUCGCAUAACGUUAUCUUUGUACUGACUAGACCGAAUGCUUCGAUUCUGUAGGAAUCUGGGAAGCGGGGUCUUUUGGCCUACUUUGUGUAUAGAGCGGGUAAUCGAUAUAGGCAAAAACUACGACCCGCUAAUUUAAAAAAUCAGCUUAUUUAAUAUAAAUUGGCUGAUAAUUAUUAAUCUGCGGACCCGAUUUAGCGCACAAUCGACAAGGUUUAUUAAUU